GCAUAUCCAUACCAGUUCAAAGGAGGAGGCGUGGAUAGAACUGUUGUUACCUGUAUUAGAGUACCUGCAGCUACAUGGAAAGAAUUGAAGAUGUCGUCGAGGGAGAGGAACUGCAACCGAUGUGUCACGGCUUCAAUACAGACGAGAUUCUAUUGAAAAAGAGGACAUUGCACCGGGUGUAAAUGUACCUGGCGCUAGCAAGAACAAGUGAGAAUACAUAUCUUGCACUACUUUGAUACAAAGGACGAAAUAUAAGAACGCUUCACUCGAGAACUCAUCUUUCUCCUCGACCCCUCUCUCUCACUCUCAUAAGUGUUUCGUUUUUUAACACGCACGUUUUGGAUCAACAUCACUCUGCGACUCUCACCUGUGACGCGUUGACAAUGGAUUUCAGACGGCUAAAUAUUUCAAAGGUGUUUAGAUUUUACAUUUUGGAAAACAGAAGUUACAGGCCUAUCUGCAUCUGGAAAGGUUAGGUAUUGUAGUGUUACCAAUGUGAACGUAAGCGUGACCAUUUCAUUUUAGUGAAUGGCCAGUCCCAGAAGCGGUUAUGAUCAUGCACAGACCCCUCCGAAGGUGGAGUUUUUACGUCUUCUUGUGUUUUGGCAUCAUCUACUUAAGGCUUGGGGCCCUGUCUUCCGUGGUGGCAUUGGGUGCCAACAUCAUCUGCAACAAGAUCCCUGGGCUGGCCCCUCGUCAGAGGGCCAUCUGCCAGAGCCGCCCGGAUGCCAUCAUCGUGGUGGGGGAGGGCGCCCAGCUGGGCAUCAAUGAGUGUCAGUACCAGUUCCGCUAUGGCCGCUGGAAUUGCUCCGCCCUGGGGGAGAGGACUGUCUUUGGACAGGAGCUGCGAGUAGGUAGCCGGGAAGCUGCGUUCACGUACGCCAUCACGGCCGCCGGCGUAGCCCAUGCCAUCACGGCGGCGUGUAGCCAGGGAAACCUGAGCCAGUGUGGCUGUGACCGGGAGAAGCAGGGUUACUAUAACCAGGAAGAGGGCUGGAAGUGGGGAGGCUGCUCGGCAGACAUCAAGUACGGCGUUGAGUUCUCCAGGAGGUUCGUGGAUGCCCGUGAGAUCAAGAAGACCACACGCCGGCUGAUGAACCUCCACAACAAUGAGGCAGGGAGAAAGGUCCUGGAGGAGCGGAUGAAGUUGGAGUGUAAGUGUCAUGGCGUGUCAGGCUCCUGCACCACCAAAACCUGCUGGACGACCCUGCCCAAGUUCCGAGAGAUCGGCUAUGUCCUGAAAGACAAGUACAACCAGGCGGUCCACGUGGAGGUGGUCCGGGCCAGCCGACUACGCCAGCCCACCUUCCUCAAGGUGAAGAAGACCCAGGGAUACCGCAAGCCCAUGGAGACCGACCUCGUCUACAUCGAGAGGUCGCCCAACUACUGCGAGGAGGAUGCAGCCACGGGGAGCGUUGGCACCCAGGGGAGGCUGUGUAACCGCACCUCGCCCCACACAGACGGCUGCGACCUCAUGUGCUGCGGCCGGGGCUACAACACGCACCAGUACACCAAAGUGUGGCAGUGCAACUGUAAGUUCCAGUGGUGCUGCUUCGUCAAGUGCAACACGUGCAGCGAGAGGACGGAGGUGUUUACCUGCAAAUAAAAGGGCAUAAUGGACCUACAGUACGGUACUAUGAUUGGGAGGGGCAUGGCAGGACUACCUGGAUGACAAGGAAGACCCCAGAGAAAAGAGAAAAGGACAUGUCUUGGAACAGGAAUAGUGAGAGAUUUAAAAAUAAAAAGGAAUGGAAUGUUCAAUAUCAGCUCUUCAUGGCAUCGUUUUGCACAGCAGAAUCUAUAUGAGCUUUUUAAAAGAAAAGUGAGGGCUAAAUAUCAAUAGAUAAUAAUACUAAAAUCUUUGACUGACUGAGACAGAAUAAUGUGUGAUCAUGUACUGAUGUAAAAGUUAUAACUACAGGAAGCAAAUGGUGCCUGGAUGGGAACUGUGCAUUGCACUCUGGGAUUUGUAGUUAUUUUUUUCACAAAAUGGCUUCUUCAUGGAACAGAAAGACAGAGACAGACUCUGGAGAUGUGGUAGAAAAUGACAGUAACUGUUGAGGGAUGAGACUGGAAUGAGACUCUAAAAGUCUUUUAGUGAGAACUUUGAGUUUUACUUUCUUUUUCCACAGCGGGAGAGGGCAGAGGUGAAUAUUUGAGCCCCCAAACUGGAGGUGUUUUCUUUUUGGAGCUGUGUAGACAUGAAGAACGCUGUGUAAGUGUGGUGCCUUGGGGCGCAUUGAAAGUGGAGAAGUCUCUAUAGUAAGCCCUCUGCUGCCAACUGGAAUACGGUGGAGUAUGUUAGUUUUCCAGUCACACUGGAACUGUCUGUUUGAACACUGAAAAUAAAUUGUUUAUUUAUGUUAUAGUAUCUUAAAACAAAGCA
This is a messenger RNA of Oncorhynchus gorbuscha (pink salmon), 2386 nucleotides long. RefSeq names its product wingless-type MMTV integration site family, member 7Bb (gene wnt7bb). The coding region runs from base 551 to 1606 and encodes 351 amino acids. Gene Ontology annotation, molecular function: cytokine activity; frizzled binding. The record is from RefSeq and is a predicted model, not a curated record. NCBI's taxonomy places the organism in Eukaryota, Metazoa, Chordata, Actinopteri, Salmoniformes, Salmonidae. Gene Ontology annotation, cellular component: extracellular region. Gene Ontology annotation, biological process: canonical Wnt signaling pathway; multicellular organism development; cell fate commitment. The transcript has 4 exons.